This is a messenger RNA of Limanda limanda (common dab), 1509 nucleotides long. Its product is annotated as tubulin beta-1 chain. The coding region runs from base 68 to 1405 and encodes 445 amino acids. The transcript has 4 exons. The record is from RefSeq and is a predicted model, not a curated record. Gene Ontology annotation, molecular function: GTPase activity; GTP binding; structural constituent of cytoskeleton. Gene Ontology annotation, cellular component: microtubule; cytoplasm. Gene Ontology annotation, biological process: microtubule cytoskeleton organization; mitotic cell cycle. NCBI's taxonomy places the organism in Eukaryota, Metazoa, Chordata, Actinopteri, Pleuronectiformes, Pleuronectidae.
GAGCCGGGCACCGUGCACAAAGAAGUUCAAGUCGUCUGUGUCUGAGACUCACCAAACCGCUGCGAAAAUGAGGGAAAUCGUCCAUCUCCAGGCCGGACAAUGCGGGAACCAGAUUGGUGCCAAGUUCUGGGAGGUCAUCAGUGACGAGCACGGUAUUGACCCAACUGGAACCUACCAUGGAGACAGUGACCUGCAGCUGGACAGGAUUAACGUGUAUUACAAUGAGGCCUCAGGUGGUAAAUAUGUUCCCCGUGCUGUGCUGGUGGAUCUGGAGCCGGGCACCAUGGACUCUGUGAGGUCCGGACCUUUUGGCCAGGUCUUUAGGCCAGACAACUUCGUAUUUGGCCAGAGUGGUGCUGGCAACAACUGGGCCAAGGGUCAUUACACGGAAGGUGCAGAGCUGGUGGACUCUGUCCUGGAUGUGGUGAGGAAGGAGGCAGAGAGCUGUGACUGCUUGCAGGGCUUCCAGCUCACACACUCUCUUGGUGGGGGCACUGGCUCAGGUAUGGGUACUCUGCUCAUUAGCAAGAUCCGUGAAGAAUACCCCGACCGCAUUAUGAACACCUUCAGCGUGGUGCCCUCCCCCAAAGUAUCAGACACAGUUGUUGAGCCCUACAACGCCACACUAUCAGUCCACCAGCUUGUUGAAAACACAGAUGAGACCUACUGCAUCGACAAUGAGGCCCUCUACGACAUUUGUUUCCGUACCCUCAAACUCACAACUCCCUCGUACGGAGACCUCAACCACCUGGUCUCUGCCACCAUGAGCGGUGUCACCACCUGCCUCAGGUUCCCUGGGCAGCUCAACGCUGACCUGCGCAAGUUGGCUGUAAACAUGGUGCCAUUCCCCCGUCUGCACUUCUUCAUGCCAGGCUUUGCUCCCCUCACAAGCCGAGGCAGCCAGCAGUACCGAUCGCUCACUGUGCCAGAGCUCACCCAGCAGAUGUUCGAUGCCAAGAACAUGAUGGCUGCCUGCGACCCACGUCAUGGCCGCUACCUGACAGUGGCUGCCAUCUUCCGUGGCCGCAUGUCCAUGAAGGAAGUGGAUGAGCAGAUGCUGAAUGUACAGAACAAAAAUAGCAGCUACUUUGUAGAAUGGAUCCCCAACAACGUGAAGACCGCAGUCUGUGACAUUCCUCCCCGUGGCCUCAAGAUGGCAGCCACCUUCAUUGGCAACAGCACAGCCAUCCAGGAGCUGUUCAAGCGCAUCUCUGAGCAGUUCACUGCCAUGUUCAGGCGCAAGGCUUUCCUCCACUGGUACACCGGAGAGGGUAUGGAUGAGAUGGAGUUCACCGAAGCAGAGAGCAACAUGAACGACCUGGUGUCCGAGUACCAGCAGUACCAAGACGCAACUGCUGAGGAGGAGGGAGAGUUUGAGGAGGAGGGUGAGGAGGAGCUCGCCUAAAGUCUUCCAUCUGCUGUUAUCAAAAAUUGUUUUGUCUUGUAACAUGUAUGUUUUUCAGUGUUCUCUCUGCUGUUGGAAUUAAUAAAAGUUCAACAUACGGCAAA